ACCGCCUCCAUUUGUUCCUCUUCCACAGCCCACGACCAUGGCGGCAGCGGAGAGCCGCCUCCUUGUUAUGUACGCCUCGGAGACCGGGAACGCCAUGGACGCGGCCGAACGUGUCGGCCGCCAGGCCGAGCGGGGCGGCUGCCCGGCCGUCGAUGUCCUCCCCAUGGACAGCUUCGAUCCUAGUUGCCUACCUAGCGAGCGGCUCGUGGUCUUCGUCGUGUCCACCACGGGGCAGGGCGAUCCCCCGGAUUCCAUGAAGGAGUUUUGGAGGUACCUUCUUAAGAAGAAUUUGGGUGCGAGGUGGCUUCAAGGGGUCCGAUACGCGGUGUUUGGGCUCGGGGAUUCAGGCUAUCAGAAGUACAAUUUUGCUGCAAAAAAACUCGAUAGAAGGCUUUUACAUCUUGGUGCAGAACCAAUCAUACAGGUAGGCUUGGGAGAUGAUCAACACCCUUCAGGAUAUGAAGGAGCUUUAGAUCCCUGGUUGCUGUCUUUGUGGGAAUCACUGAAUCAAACAACUCCUUUGCUGUUACCAAGAAUGUCUGAUAUCAUUAAUCCUGAUUUAAGUAUCUUAGGAGAUGCAAAAGUUGAAGUCAUCUAUCACUCUUCUGACAAGGCUCAACAAGAUUCUAACAUUUUGGAUUCCAAGAAUUUAAUCCAGAGAGCGCGCUCAAUGUCCCCUGCCCUACAGUUCUAUAACAAUGAAAAAGAGCCACAUUAUAUGCUACAAAUGGUAUCAAAUCAGCGUUUAACUAAGGAAAAUUCUGACAGAGAUGUGCGCCACUUUGAACUGGAAAGUCCAUCUUCCGGCAUCACUUAUCAGGUUGGCGAUGCUCUAGAUAUUCUACCAAGUCAGAGUCCAUCAGCUGUUGACUCUUUCAUUGAACGCUGUAAACUGGAUCCAGAUUGUUACAUAACGGUUCGAGCCAAGGGCAGGGUUAAAGUUUCCAAAGUUUCACUUUUGAAUGGAUUUAUUGAUCGCAUCAAGUUAAAGACCUUUGUUGCUUUGACAAUGGAUGUCGCAUCAGCUUCCCCUCGGCGAUAUUUCUUUGAGGUCAUGAGCUUUUUUGCAACGUCUGAACAUGAAAAGGAAAAACUUCAGUAUUUUGCUUCUCCAGAAGGAAGAGAUGACCUUUACCAGUACAAUCAAAAGGAGGGCCGAACUGUUCUAGAAGUAUUGGAGGAUUUUCCCUCCGUACAAAUGCCUUUUGAAUGGUUGGUGCAACUAACGCCUCCAUUAAAGAAAAGAGCCUUUUCCAUAUCAUCAUCUCCAUUAGCAGAACCAAAUCAAAUACACUUGACUGUUAGCAUUGUGUCAUGGCGUACACCUUUCAAAAGGACGCGGCAUGGUCUCUGCUCUUCAUGGCUGGCAGGGCUAAAUCCAAAUGAAGAAAAUCUUAUACCGUGUUGGGUACACCAUUCUUCUUUGCCUCCACAUCCAUCGAUUCCACUUAUUCUUAUUGGACCAGGAACUGGAUGUGCACCAUUCCGUGCAUUUGUUGCGGAAAGGGCUGCACAAAGUACACCAGAACCAACAGCACCCAUUCUAUUCUUUUUUGGCUGUAGAAAUCAAGACAACGAUUUCCUAUACAAGGACUUCUGGUAUGCUCAUGCCCAUGACCAGGGAGUUUUGUCCUUGAAAAAUGGCGGUGGUUUCUUUGUUGCCUUUUCUAGAGAUCAGCCUCAAAAGUUCUAUGUGCAGCACAGGAUAAAGGAGCAGAGUGCAAAAGUGUGGAAUUUGCUGAAGUCCGGGGCUGCAAUUUACAUCGCUGGCUCGUCUACCAAAAUGCCAGCUGAUGUUACAGCUGCACUGGAAGAAGUUAUCUGCCAAGAAAGUGGUUGUUCAGAAGAGGAUGCCUCGAUAUGGCUCAGGAAACUAGAAAGGAAUGGUAAAUUUCACAUUGAGACCUGGUCAUAGUUAUGGUAGUAUCUAAUCAAAUGGCUUAUGCACAAUCAAGUUUCCACAGAUGUAUACAGGGUAAAUAGCUAAGCGAAUUCUGGUGUGGAUCAGUGUUGUUAAAAUUUUAGAGGUAUAUACAUGUCCACAUACAUAAAUGGAAAAUAAUUCUUGGACAAAAUAAUUUCAAAGGGCAAACAUAGCACAUCGGUUUAAUCCCUUUAUUUCUGGCUGGAUGAUGGCACAAGAAGAUAACAUCUCAUUUGAAUUCAGAAUUCAGGUGAGAGCAUUGCACAGCAGCUCUUGUUGCAUUUGGUAUCUGUCUACCUUCGUUUCCAUUCAGCUUUUGUUGGACUUGCAAGGAUCCAGAUCAUGUUGUCACCUUUCGAUAGGAAUUCUUAAGUUCUUGCUAAAAUAAUAUAGUUAGUUAAUAUUCAUUUCAACAAACAUUUUGCGUAGCUAAAUGUUAUUAUUGUUAUUGUUGUUUAUCUUGUGAUUGUAAAUAUGGGACCCAUCCUCAGCCUUGAGCGGUCUGUUCAUUUGAGAUAUCCUAAGCAGGCCAGUGAUGCUGGAAACACCAUCUAAAUAACCAUGCUUGCAAAUAGUUAUCUAGCUUCAGGUAGCGGUAGCUUUUCCAUAAUCUCUAGCUUCUCUAAUCUAAACAGCCUAAAUUAUCAUUCAGAUUCCGAGA
Messenger RNA from Oryza brachyantha (malo sina), 2585 nucleotides. RefSeq names its product NADPH-dependent diflavin oxidoreductase 1. The transcript is spliced from 12 exons. The record is from RefSeq and is a predicted model, not a curated record. Gene Ontology annotation, molecular function: FMN binding; NADPH-hemoprotein reductase activity; flavin adenine dinucleotide binding. Lineage: Eukaryota; Viridiplantae; Streptophyta; Magnoliopsida; Poales; Poaceae. Gene Ontology annotation, cellular component: cytosol. The coding region runs from base 38 to 1915 and encodes 625 amino acids.